UCAAUAUUUCACGUAUGUUUUAAAAUGAAAAACAUGAACGUUUUUAUACUUUUGUAUUUGAUAGUAAAUUUAGGUCCACAUGAUGCCUCACAACAUUGCCUAUCUGAUUCAGAUUGCGUACAAAACAAAAACAGAUAUAAUCGAGAUAUAAAUGAAUGGACCAAAAUGAUAAACAAAGAUAUAAAAGAAGCAAUUGCAAAUUAUAAACCAUGUGAAAAUUCUAAUUGUAAAUGUCAUGAAGAUGUUAUUAAUCAGGAUCUGUCGCCGUUUAAAGAUGGAAUAAGUAAGGAACAAUUUGAUAUUGCUGUUACAAGGGCUACUAAAUAUCAGAUUAUAGAUGGAAAACUGUACAGGCAGAAGGAUUGUCAUUUUCCAUCGCGGUGUACUGGUGUGGAGCAUUUCCUUGUAGCCCUGGCACCCAAGUUGCCUAACAUGGAACUAGCUAUCAAUACAAGAGAUUGGCCACAAAUUAACCAAGCAUGGGGCCAUCAGAAAGCUCCAGUAUUAUCUUUCAGUAAGACUAAGGAUUAUUAUGAUAUUAUGUAUCCUGCCUGGAGUUUUUGGGAAGGUGGGCCAGCUAUAUCAUUGUAUCCUACAGGGAUAGGCCGCUGGGAUAAACACAGGCUGUCAAUAUCAGAAGCCGCCAAGAAAUGGCCAUGGAGUGAGAAAAAAAAUCAGGUAUUCUUCAGAGGAUCUAGAACAAGUGAAGAAAGAGAUGCCUUGAUAUUGUUAUCUCGUUCCAGACCUGAGCUUGUGGAUGCUCAAUAUACCAAAAAUCAGGCUUGGAAAUCAGAUGCGGACACUCUUUACGCCCCACCAGCCUCCGAGGUCUCUUUUGAAGAACACUGCAAAUACAAAUAUCUAUUCAACUACAGAGGAGUUGCAGCUAGUUUCCGGUUCAAACAUUUAUUUCUUUGUAAAUCCCUGGUAUUUCAUGUGGGGAAUGAUUGGCUUGAAUUUUUUUAUCCAUCUUUAAAACCAUGGGUCCACUAUGUACCCAUUAGCCCUAAAGCCAAUCAAGAGGAAAUCAUUAAAUAUAUAGAAUAUUUUCAACAAAACGAUGCUUUAGCUAAAGAAAUAGCUAAUCGUGGCUUUCAACAAAUUUGGGAUAAUCUAACUGUGAAGGAUGUGAGAUGUUAUUGGAGGAAAUUGUUAAAAAAUUAUGCAAAACUUGUAAAAUAUGAAGUUAAAAAAGAUAUUGAUCUGAUUAAAGUUGCAAGAGAAUUCUAAGACAUUACGAAAAGUUGAAAAGCGGAUAAGAUAAGAAGUAAGUAAAGAAGAGAA
Papilio machaon (common yellow swallowtail) is the source of this 1284-nucleotide messenger RNA. Its product is annotated as O-glucosyltransferase rumi homolog. Bases 25 to 1230 code for a protein of 401 amino acids. Gene Ontology annotation, biological process: positive regulation of Notch signaling pathway; protein O-linked glycosylation. Gene Ontology annotation, molecular function: UDP-xylosyltransferase activity; UDP-glucosyltransferase activity. The record is from RefSeq and is a predicted model, not a curated record. The transcript has 7 exons. Gene Ontology annotation, cellular component: endomembrane system. Lineage: Eukaryota; Metazoa; Arthropoda; Insecta; Lepidoptera; Papilionidae.